AUGGUCAGCUGUCGUACUCCAUCACCUGAUACCAUGGCACAAACCUCUUCAAGCAAGCACACUGUCUGUCAUGUUAUGUCAUAUAAGCUCAUGCCCCGCAUGCUUGAAGGUUGGUCUGUACUCAUGAAUACAGAGGAAGAGCCACCUGCUCAUCAUGGAGUAUAUGCUCCAUCGCCGCGGGCAUCCAACUUUCCAACGCACUCUUGGAGGGACGACGACAAGGUUAUUGACAGCGAGGAUGAAACGAUAGGAUAUAGUAGCCGCUCUAGUGAAUAUAGUGACACAGAUCGGAGCAUCCUGAAUGACUUCCAACUACAGAACACAGACCCAGCCAGUACUCCGAAACCCCCCAUUGAUAGUCAGAUACCCGAGUCUAUGGAGAAUGUUUUCAUACUUUCAAGCCCUGAAGCUCUAUAUAGGCAGCUGACUACAGAGCCUAUCAUGAGUGGCAUCAAAGAUCAGAUUCCGACGAAAGCGUCUUCAUCAUUGACCACUGAUACUCCGAUGGGGAACUCAGCUAGCUCUCUACUAGGACACACGAUGGACAAUCUCGAUACUCACAGAAAGAAUAACUCAGCCGGUCCUUCAGAGGGAUCAGAUUGUCUGGCAGAGGAAUUAGGACGUCCUUCUGAGCGACCAGGAUAUCAUUCGAAAGGAGGGCAUGCUUCGGAGGGGUCAGGACAUCCUUCGGAGGGAUCAGGAUGUCCUUCGGAAGGAUCGGAUCCCCUGAAAUGGUUUCAAAGCAUUGUUAUUGUUGAUGACCUUCAACUCUCCCGAAUUUUGUUCAAGGCGGGUGCUCUGAUUUACCUGCUCUUCCUAAUCAGAGCGCUCCAGAAGAUCUAUGCAAUGUUUUGGAACCAACCCCUUGCUGUUGCUGUCGGAAGUCUGAUUUGCAGUAUUGUAUUGUUCAUUCUCAUUCAAUACCAUCCCCCGACGCAGGUCCAACUCAAAGUCACUAACAAGUUCGAAAUUCCACAAGUUGCAGUUGAUGCUAUCAUCUUUAUAGGAUCCUUCACAUGCGUCUCAUUCGUGUUACAGAUGAUUCUCAUUAUCGGAGAGUUAGUAGCUUACUAG
Molecule: messenger RNA, 1074 nt
Organism: Lentinula edodes (shiitake mushroom)
Lineage: Eukaryota; Fungi; Basidiomycota; Agaricomycetes; Agaricales; Omphalotaceae
Exons: 11
Coding region: 1-1074 (357 amino acids)
Source: RefSeq, a predicted model, not a curated record